Messenger RNA from Aspergillus glaucus CBS 516.65, 1350 nucleotides. RefSeq lists its product as uncharacterized. The record is from RefSeq and is a predicted model, not a curated record. Lineage: Eukaryota; Fungi; Ascomycota; Eurotiomycetes; Eurotiales; Aspergillaceae. The transcript is spliced from 2 exons. Bases 1 to 1350 code for a protein of 449 amino acids.
AUGGCACUCCAAUCUCUCGUUCCGAAUCGGCAUCAUAAGGCCUUUACAAAGCCUACUAAGGCUCCCGCUUCCCCUGAGCUAGGCAUUGGUGUCACCAACAAUGGAUUUGGUGACAAUAACUUCUUGCACAUUGGCAAUGUUAUCUCUCUUGGAGGAGGCUGCUUAAUUGACCUUCGAUUGACGGACCCCCGCCUUGACAUGAUACGUCUCUUGGACACUAAGGGAGAUGUCAUGGUCAGGUCAUGCAGCUGGGCAUUGAAGACCCCCGAGUUUGCCUCGUGGAACAGCGGCCACCAACACGAUCUGCUCUGGAUAAACGGCGGUCCUGGAAAAGGAAAGACAAUGCUUACUAUGGGGAUCAUCGAGAUGUUGGUCCCGCAAUCCAAGGCUGGUUCUUCGCGAGCCGUGGCAUACUUCUUUUGCCAACGUACCGAUCCGCGGUUAAGAAGCGGGACUUCUGUCCUGCGAGGCUUGCUCUAUCGCCUCGUGAUGGAGUGUCCUGCAAUAGUCAAGCGCAUUCAGGGCAGAUGGGAUGCCGCUGGCCGUGCGUUGUUCGAGGAUAUCAACUCUUUCUACGCUCUGUCAGAAAUCAUUCACGAGGUUGACCAAGACUCGUCGCUUCCUGGGAUUACCUUCAUCAUUGAUGCGCUGGACGAAUGCGAAGACGGGCUCCCGCAACUUCUUGACCUGAUUGUCUCCAUGGCGGCGUCAUCUCGCAUCAAGUGGCUGGUUUCCAGCCGCGCCCAUCCGGAAAUCGAAAACAGACUCAAACAAGCAAAAGGAUCGAGUCUCGACCUUGAAAUCAAUGCAAAGCAGGUUGCCAGUGCCGCCGACAACUACAUCGAGGAGAAAGCCGCGGCACUCGCCAGAGCAAAGAAGUAUGACGAGAAUCUCUAUCUCACGGUACUCAAGCACCUAAAAACCAGAGCAGAAGGGUCCUUCCUUUGGGUAUCACACCUUUGCGACACAUUGGAGAAAGCACCGCGCCGCAAAACGAUCUCCAUUCUCGAGAUAUUCCCGACCAGCCUGCAAACUGCAUACCACCAAGGAUGGACACAAAUGCAACACAUGAACGACGGAGAAGAUCUGAAACUAUGCAUCCGUAUUCUGGGCUCUAUGGUCGCCUCCCGCCAGCCACUACGGCUAGCCGAUGUUGCUUCGCUCGCUAGACUCCCGGCGGGAUUUGCGAAGGAUACGGAGUCAACCAAGGAACUGGUCCAAUUGUGUGGUUCGUUCUUGAUUAUUCGGGGUGAUGUUGUUGAUUUUGUUCAUAGCUCUGCUAGAAGCUAUCUCGGUGGUAUCCCUGAGUUCCAGAAUUGUGGCGCGUCGAAGAGACCGGGUUUUCUAUGA